AUGAAAUUAGAAACUGGUACGAGAGUCUGGCUCAGGGACUCGGUACACGGAUGGAUUGGUGCCGCUGUCACUGGAACAUCCGCAGGCAGCAAAUCAGAUGAAUUGGUUCAUUUACGGACUUCCAACGGCCCAACUCAAAUCGCUGUCAACAACACAGACGAUCAUCCACCUCUGCGGAGUUUUACACAGGAGCAGAAUUUCGUGGAUGAUCUCACUCAGCUUCAUCUACUAAACGAGCCAAAUUUGCUUAUUACACUAAGAAGCCGUUUCGAGCGCAGAAUCAUUUAUACGUACUCAGGAUUAGUUCUCGUAGCCCUCAAUCCAUAUGCAGAUACCUCAAUUUACUCAAACGAUCAUAUACUCCACUACGCCUCCGAUAAUCCUCCGAGCCAGCCUCAUAUCUACUCUGUUGCUCGAUCAGCUUACGACGGUAUCUGUAACGCAAAGCGCAAUCAGACUAUCAUUGUCAGCGGUGAAUCUGGUGCUGGUAAGACUGUCUCAGCGAGGCACAUCAUGCGCUAUUUCGCUGUUGCAGGUAAAACCAAGGAUAAAAACACCAUCACUUCAACAGAAGAGCGCAUCUUAGCCACAAACCCUGUCAUGGAAGCAUUUGGUAACGCCAAAACACUCAGGAAUAGCAACAGUAGUCGUUUCGGUCGUUACUUGCAGAUAUACUUUGAUGACAAGAGCAGUAUAGUUGGUGCACAUAUACGCAUUUUCUUGCUGGAGAGGUCGAGGCUGGUUUAUCAACCGCACAACGAACGUAACACUCACAUUUUUUACCAGCUCUGCGCAGGCCUCAAGACAGACUUUAGUCUCAAGAGGGAGUUGAAGCUCGGUUCGGCUGACGAAUACAACUACCUCAAUCAAGGCCAGUGUUCUAGACUGCCUGGCGUUGAUGAUGCUUUCAACUUUGACAUUACUAGGCGUGCCAUGACCUCAUUAGGUAUUGAUAACAGUACACAAAAACAAAUAUUCAGACUACUCGCCGCAUUGUUGCAUUUGGGUAACAUCGAAAUCAAACAAACUUCUUCUACCAGACAAGAUGCAUCCGUCUCAAUCACCGACUCAAGCCUACUGCAUGCCGCAGAGUUGUUGGGUAUAUCAGCAAUCGCAUUUCAAAAAGGAUUGAUGCAUAAAACUAUCGGUGUUGGAAGAAUAAGAGCUGAAUCUGAGAAGAUUGUCACGUCGCUCAAUAAAGAUCAGGCCACCACUGCGAGAGAUUCACUGGGUAGACAUAUUUAUACCAGAUUAUUCGACUGGCUUGUUAUUAAGCUCAAUUCUACCCUUCUUUCAAAAGAGUCUGGUGCCUCGGAUAGUGCUCGACAGUUUGUCGGUGUGUUGGACAUAUACGGCUUUGAGCACUUCCAUAAGAACUCCUUUGAGCAGUUCUGCAUCAACUACGCAAACGAAAAGCUGCAGCAGGAGUUCUACAACCACACCUUUAAACUAUCGCAGGAAGAGUAUGAUCGCGAGGGAUUGAAGGUCGCAUACAUCAAUUACCCAGACAACCAACCCUGCAUUGAAAUGAUAGAAUCUAGAGUUGGUUUGCUUGCCCUUCUCGACGAGCAGUGUCGAUUGCCUGCAGGCACUGACGCAGGACUGCGCACCAAGAUGGAUGAAAUGCUGCGCUCGCCUUACAAGAAGGCUUUGUUUUCAGGUAGCAAGAGCAACUCGCUAGGUGCAGGUGCAUUCACGGUCGCGCACUACGCCCAAGAUGUGACUUACGAUGUAGACGGAUUUCUAGAAAAGAAUAGAGAUUCUGUACCGGAGGAGCACAAAAAUCUGCUCAAUGAAGCUCAAAAUUCAUUUGUUAAGGAAGUUUGUACAGCCGAUCUCACACCGACGACACCGCCAAGCAUUGUCUCUACACCUACGCAACCAUUGAAAACACCUUUACAAGCAGUUCACUCGCCCCCGUCAAGGUCUAGUGUAGAUGAACUGUCUAGCGCUUUCAGCAAAGGUCAUAUUCGCUCACCUUCAACAAUCCCGCCUAGUUGGCCACCCGCAUCGCCUGGCUCGCCGUCUCUCAGCGCGCCAACUCUGCGUAAACAGCCAACGUUAGGAGGCACAUUUAAAAUGUCAUUGAAUAAUCUAAUGACAACGAUAAACGACACUGACACACACUACAUACGUUGUAUCAAACCAGCCAAUCAAGAAAACGCAUCAUGGUCAUUCGACAACCAAAAAGUAUUAUCGCAAUUAAGAGCAUCUGGCGUGCUCGAAACUAUCAGAAUAAGCAGAGCAGGAUACCCGUCCAAGAUGACAUUCGACAAAUUUGUUGAAAAAUACGACAUACUGAUAUCACAACGCGAAACGAAACUUAAAUCGAACAACGACAGAAAAGCAUCUUUCAAGAUACUGGAGGGGACAAUCACCAACAAGACACUAUAUGCCAUUGGGAGAACUAAGGUGUUUAUGCGAGUUGGUGUGUUGGCUCAUCUCGACAAAUUGCGGUCAAUAUUGCUAGCAAGGAUUGUGGCUAUACAAGCCAGCGCACGCUCGACAAUCUCCACCAAGCGCUACAUCCGUCACCAAGCCAGCAUAGCGGUGGAAGCUAAGCUAUAUGUAAGCCUGCAAGCCGUAUCGCGGACCAAGCUAGUCAUGCUGCGUGUCGGCGAAGCGCUUACCCAGCGACUGGAAAACGUUCGCAUCAGACACGCCGAAAAGGAGCGUUGGGAAAGGAAGGCACUCGCGCAAGCUGAAAAAGAGAAUGCAAGACUAUCAAAUGCCUGGAUGGCACCUGACGCUAAUGUGGAUGUGAAUGUGAACACAAAUUUGGGUGUCCGGCGUCCGGAGAAGUCCCCAAUCAGGUAUCAGAACAGCGCUGGUAAGGGUGAUGACGAGGAGGUUAUUGGGACUGGGAGUGUGGAAGUGCUGGAGCAUUCACGUAAGGUGUUCCACCACGCUAACAAACCCUCUUUUGCAAGCUCAUUGGCAAGCUCCCUGACAAGCUCUUCGUCUUAUGCUACAGCCUACAUGGACGAGAUUAUCCCGCCAACAAAACCUCCCCGAAACGCUGCUAGAAAUAGUCGGAACGUGACUCCAAACUCUGAUACGAGCUCGCGCACUUCCACCGGCAGAACAAGCUCCAUCAUUAGAGGCCCCACACCAACACCCCCAGAACGCACAACUAGUCUCUCAAACGCUAACGAUCCACGAGUUCUGUGGAGUGUGUUAGAGAAGGCAAUUGACAGGGACAGCGCGCAUAGGUUUCCGAGAAAACAGACCAGUGACGAGGUAGUCACAACCCAUGAUUUAAGAACAAUCCCCAAGACAACCAUGGCAAGUAGUUUCAAUAUCUUCAACUAG
Messenger RNA from Wallemia ichthyophaga EXF-994, 3312 nucleotides. RefSeq names its product Myosin-2A. The record is from RefSeq and is a predicted model, not a curated record. The coding region runs from base 1 to 3312 and encodes 1103 amino acids. Gene Ontology annotation, cellular component: actin cytoskeleton; cytoplasm; myosin complex. Gene Ontology annotation, biological process: vesicle transport along actin filament; actin filament organization. The transcript has 7 exons. Lineage: Eukaryota; Fungi; Basidiomycota; Wallemiomycetes; Wallemiales; Wallemiaceae. Gene Ontology annotation, molecular function: microfilament motor activity; actin filament binding; ATP binding.